UUUUUUUCUCAGGCCCGUAGAUUGCACCCAUUAGGCCCAUUAGGGUUUUAUACUUUGUAUUAUAUGUGAAAACCCUUCUCUGGAGUUUAGUUCCAGUGUCUCCGUCUCUUCCUCCUCUCUCCGCAUAGCUGCGUUUUCCGAAUCGAAAGGUGACGUUAGUAAGUAACAAUGGUGGAGAAGGCCAAGGGUAGGAAGGAGGAGGUUGUCACUCGAGAGUACACCAUCAACCUCCACAAACGCUUGCAUGGCUGCACAUUUAAGAAGAAGGCUCCUAAAGCAAUUAAGGAGAUAAGGAAGUUUGCUCAGAAAGCGAUGGGGACGAAUGAUGUAAGAGUGGAUGUGAAGCUCAACAAGGCUGUGUGGAGCCAGGGGAUCCGGAGCGUCCCAAGGAGGAUUAGGGUUCGCAUUGCUCGCAAGAGGAACGACGAUGAGGAUGCAAAGGAAGAGCUCUAUUCCCUUGUUACUGUCGUCGAAAUCCCCAAGGAGGAGCUCAAAGGUUUGGAAACCAAGGUUAUUGAUGAUGAAGAUUGAUUAUGUGUUGGUUAUAUAUCUGUUUUUUUUAUAGUUGAUGUGGAUUUGCGAAUAUCUUUUAUUUUGUUGAGACAUUGGAGAUAUGUAGUUUGAUAAUUGUUUGCCUUCCUCUGUUUUGAUUCUUAGAAUGGUUAAAAGGCAUCAAUGCAUGCUUUUGAGUUUAGACACUCUUUUUCCUUCUUUUUUUGUUGCUGUGGAUAAUGAGGAAAAUAAUUUCUUCUUAAAAGAACAGGAUGUAACAAAAUUUGGUAAAGGAGUAGCUUAAGCCUUUUGAUACUA
This is a messenger RNA of Glycine soja, 810 nucleotides long. RefSeq names its product 60S ribosomal protein L31-like. Bases 169 to 531 code for a protein of 120 amino acids. The record is from RefSeq and is a predicted model, not a curated record. The transcript is spliced from 3 exons. Gene Ontology annotation, molecular function: structural constituent of ribosome. Gene Ontology annotation, cellular component: cytosolic large ribosomal subunit; ribosome. Gene Ontology annotation, biological process: cytoplasmic translation. NCBI's taxonomy places the organism in Eukaryota, Viridiplantae, Streptophyta, Magnoliopsida, Fabales, Fabaceae.